Molecule: messenger RNA, 2178 nt
Organism: Canis lupus familiaris (dog)
Lineage: Eukaryota; Metazoa; Chordata; Mammalia; Carnivora; Canidae
Exons: 3
Coding region: 1253-1939 (228 amino acids)
Source: RefSeq, a predicted model, not a curated record
ACCGGCUGUGUGGCUCGCACGUCCCUGCGUCCACGUCCCGGAUCCACGCGCGCCCUGGCAAGCGCCUGCGAUGAACAGAGGGUGCGGGAGGGACGUGGUCCCCGGUCACUGUCACCGAAGCGGGGAAGGAAAGGGACAGCCUCCCUAAGGCCCGGCUUCGGGGUCGCAAAAGGAAAAGCAGACAGAAGACAGAAGGAGAACAGUUGAGAUCCGAGGCAGGCAAAAAGGACGUGUCAGAAGUGGGAUUCGAACCCACGCCUCCAUGCGGAGACCAGAACCCUCCUUCGAGGAAGCGGAGCUUGAGUCUGGCGCCUUAGACCACUCGGCCAUCCUGACACCCGGAAACCCGGGCCCCACAUGGAUAUAAUCUUCCGUUGUUAUAAAUGAGCAGCCGGUAUAACCCACGAGAAUCCUCGACAGGUCAGGCUCCAGCCGAGAAGUGAGGAUGGACUGACUCGCUUUCCCGGCGGAGCAGGAACUUGGAGUGAAGUCGUGAGGCUUUGCUCUCCACGCAGGCUGCCUUCGGAUUCCUCUGCAGUCCCCUGCCCUCCCUGCCCUGCGCGAGCCCAGCGCGUGGGACGCGGCUCUGGAAAAACGCGCGGAGCUCAGCAGGGAGGCCCAGCAACCACGCGGCAGGCCCCGCGCGUCCCCGACUCUCCCCCCCGGCGAGCUUGCUCCACGGCGCACACCUCCCACGGGCCGGUCUGCGGGUCCUUGUUUCAAGCAGGGACGACACACAAAAAUCGUUGGAGGUUUGUGAAAAUAUUUCCAGGAUAAAGACGAAAACUAACAGGAGGUGGAAGAAGAGCUAAAGCGAAACAAACCCAAGCGGGAAACUGGAUUUUUAGAAAAUUAGAAUCAAGUCCUCAGUGAGGUAAGAGGAGAUAGGGUGUUCGCGACACAAGAAGAGAAGGGGAAGUCUUAAAAUUAAUAUUAUGGUGGCAGAGAUUUUUAAGACUCCCUAAAUACGGUUGCGGCCAUCUCCUGCCAAGUGUGGGGUGGAUGUGGAAAGCAGGGGACAGUCCAGAAGAAAAUAAAAGGGUAUUUGGUAAAAGGUAUGCCAUCAAAACACCGGGGUUUCCAGGAAGAGACAAGGAGAACAUGAAAAGGAGAGCAGGACGCGACACAGGCUCGUUUUGCAGAACCGGAGCCCCCCCAGCUGCAGGUGAACGCGGGUCCACUCACGGCCCGCGCGGUGGCGGAGAAGGAUGCCCCGCACUGAAGCGCAUCGAGAAAGGGCAGGACCUGGGGGAUGAAGGGAGGAUCCUGCAAGCUUCCAGAGAGGAAACAGGAAAGGCGGCAUCUCAAGGGCUGGGACGAGAGGGCACCCUCCCUGCGGACACGGGGAAGCCUGAGACGCAGCCGCGGUGUCCCGGCCACCGCUGCCUCGAACCCAAACCGCGCAAGGGACCCCAGCGCCCGGGCGCCGCCAGCCAAGUGCGCGCGGGCGCCCAGGUUCCCAAGUCCUUCUCCCUGGAGGCUUCUGAGGCAUCGUUCCGCAGAACGGGAAUUCCAGGGAGAAAGCGGAAGAUGUGAAACCGGGACUAGGGGACCCGCCGCAGGGACGAGUUCCAGGGGGCGUGAGGAGGGGGCAGACGCGGGGCCCCGCGACCACAGACAUCAGCAAGCGGUUGCCGGCUCAGGAUUCAGCGCAGGGAAGAGCCGGCAGAGAAACAGGAAGCAGUGUUCAAGAUUGCUUCAUGGUUCAGGACAGCUGCUCAAGCUCCUACCAUCCUGUGCACAUUCCGGCUGGAAGAAGAAGGAAGGACAAAGGUUAAUCCUAGUGUUAGAACUGGCAAUUAGUGAGGCUCCAAUGGGAUGCCUGGAGGCCAGCAAGGAAGAGGCCAUGGCCAGCCGUCGGGGAAGGUCCAGGCCUGUCCUGGAAGCACUCCAGGAGGAGCCAGAUCAUACCAGAUGGGCCCCAGAUGGCAGCGCUUGACAGGAACCCCUGAGCAGGUUAGGAAGAAAAGAUGCGGAAACCUUGCUUCCAAGAAAUCCUUGCACUAGUUAACAGCUCUGUGAAAGGUAGAAGGUGAACUCCCCAGGCACUGAGCUCUCUGGCUUGCACACUCCCUCUCCCUCUCUAUACCCUCUGGCCCUCUCUGUUUCUUGCUUUCUUGCUCUUACAUCUCCAGGUGGUACUUUCACUUUAAUAAACGUUCCCACUUGUGCCGCUCA